GGCUCGCGUCCCGCCCGCCCGUCGUUGGAGUCACCAUGCUGUCCCCGCGCACCGCGCUGUCCUCGCGGCCGCCGCCGCUGCUGCUGCUGCUGCUGCUCCUGGCGACGUCCGCCUCGGCGCUGCCAUCCCGGGCCGGUCGCUCGGCGCCCGCCGCCACCGCGUGUCCCGAGCGCUGCGAACCGGCGCGCUGCGCCCCGCCGCCCACGGACUGCGACGGCGGCCCGGUGCGCGACGCGUGCGGCUGCUGCCAGGUGUGCGGAGCGCCCGAGGGCGCCGCGUGCGGCCUGCAGGAGGGUCCCUGCGGCGACGGGCUGCAGUGCGUGGUGCCCUUCGGGGUGCCAGCCUCGGCCACCGUGCGACGGCGGGCGCACGCCGGGGUGUGCCAGUGCGCCAGCAGCGAGCCGGUGUGCGGCAGCGACGCCAAGACCUACGCCAACCUGUGCCAGCUGCGCGCCGCCAGCCGCCGCUCCGAGAAGCUGCGCCAGCCGCCGGUCAUCGUACUGCAGCGCGGAGCCUGCGGUCAAGGGCAGGAAGACCCCAACAGUUUGCGCCACAAAUACAACUUUAUUGCUGACGUGGUUGAGAAGAUUGCGCCUGCUGUGGUUCAUAUCGAGCUGUUUCGCAAGCUUCCUUUUUCUAAGAGAGAGGUGCCCGUGGCUAGUGGGUCUGGGUUUAUCGUGUCUGAAGAUGGACUGAUCGUGACAAAUGCCCAUGUGGUAACCAAUAAGCACCGGGUCAAGGUUGAGCUGAAGAACGGAGCUACCUAUGAAGCCAAAAUCAAGGAUGUGGAUGAAAAGGCCGACAUUGCACUUAUCAAAAUUGACCAUCAGGGAAAGCUGCCGGUCCUGCUGCUUGGCCGCUCCUCUGAGCUGCGGCCAGGGGAGUUCGUGGUUGCCAUUGGAAGCCCCUUUUCCCUUCAAAACACCGUCACCACUGGGAUUGUCAGCACCACCCAGAGAGGCGGCAAAGAGCUGGGGCUCCGGAACUCCGACAUGGAUUACAUCCAGACAGACGCCAUCAUUAACUAUGGAAACUCGGGAGGCCCGCUGGUGAACCUGGAUGGGGAGGUGAUUGGCAUCAACACCCUGAAGGUCACGGCGGGCAUCUCCUUCGCAAUCCCAUCAGAUAAGAUCAAGAAGUUCCUGACAGAGUCCCACGACCGACAGGCCAAAGGGAAAACCAUCACCAAGAAGAAGUAUAUUGGUAUCCGAAUGAUGUCUCUCACAUCCAGCAAGGUCAAAGAGCUGAAGGACCGCCACCGGGACUUCCCAGACGUCCUCUCGGGAGCAUAUAUCAUUGAAGUCAUUCCCGAUACGCCGGCAGAAGCUGGUGGGCUCAAGGAAAAUGAUGUCAUCAUCAGCAUCAACGGACAGUCGGUGGUCUCCGCCAAUGACGUCAGUGACGUCAUUAAAAACGAAAGCACUCUGAACAUGGUUGUCCGCCGGGGCAAUGAAGACAUUAUGAUCACGGUGAUUCCUGAGGAAAUUGACCCUUAGACAGAGGCAGGAGCUGGACUUCAUGUUUCCCACAGAGACUCCAGUGGAUGAUGCGUGAGAACUCUGGGCUGGUGGCACUAUGGGGCACCCAGAACUUGUGACCACCAUCUAGCUUGUUGGGUGGAAACGCCCUGGCCAGCAGAAUCCUUCGUGAUAGUUUGCAGCAAAACAAAUGUAAUGUUUCAGGGGCGCAGGCAGGAGCUCCGCCCUCCGUAUCUAUGUACGCAGCGUGCUUUUCCUUGCCAGCUUGGGCUGGUCCUACGUAGACAGUCAACAUUUGUCCCUCUGUUUAACUGAGUUGUCCAACUAAUGCAGUUGAGAUGCAUAGCUAAGAGGAUGGUCCCCAGGAGCCACCAUCCUGGACGAGUCAGUACCGGAGGAGGCUGGCGUGCAGGGAGCACAGGUGGGUGAAUGCUGGCUUCUGGGACGUCCAAAGUUGCCUCUUCAGAACUGGGGGCACCGAGUUUGAGCUAUUAAAAUACUUGUUCAUA
Molecule: messenger RNA, 1987 nt
Organism: Jaculus jaculus (lesser Egyptian jerboa)
Lineage: Eukaryota; Metazoa; Chordata; Mammalia; Rodentia; Dipodidae
Gene: Htra1
Product: HtrA serine peptidase 1
Exons: 9
Coding region: 36-1496 (486 amino acids)
Biological process (GO): proteolysis; programmed cell death; positive regulation of apoptotic process
Cellular component (GO): extracellular region
Molecular function (GO): protein binding; serine-type endopeptidase activity
Source: RefSeq, a predicted model, not a curated record